Branchiostoma belcheri (Belcher's lancelet) is the source of this 1585-nucleotide messenger RNA. RefSeq lists its product as uncharacterized. The transcript is spliced from 12 exons. The record is from RefSeq and is a predicted model, not a curated record. Bases 1 to 1536 code for a protein of 511 amino acids. NCBI's taxonomy places the organism in Eukaryota, Metazoa, Chordata, Leptocardii, Amphioxiformes, Branchiostomatidae.
AUGAGCAACCGGCUGAAGUCCUUUGCGCAGCUGCAAGCCGAGAUCGCGCUGAACGCCAAGGUCACCGGCCCGGCUCAAGGUGAACAUGGCCGACCGGACCUGUCCUUUGACCCCAGCGUCUUCAAGGCCAACCCUGUGUUGGAGCUUCCUCAGGACGUGCAGGACACCCUGAAGACCAACCCGGCCUACAGGAGACCCGAGCAGAUAUCCAAGGCUAUGCGUGCCCUGUGUGUGGCGUCAGAGGCCUUUGCCCAGCUCCCAGUGCACAUGCGCGAACAGCUGGUCAAGGUGGGCUGGUAUGACAGUUUUGAGGCCAACAGAGUGAUCGUGCGAGAGGGUCACGACCCGACGUCGGUGUACUUCAUCCUGAACGGCAAGGCGACGUCCACUCGGGUAGAGACGGACCUCGUGACCGGGAAGCCUUACGUACGGACCAUGGGCUUUCUCAAGGCAGGAAGCUACUUCGGAGACCAUGCCAUUUUGCAAGGGGGGCCGCACAACCAGACAAUCGUCUGCAGCGAGAGAGUUUACCUCCUAGCAGUGGAGAAGGAGAAGUUUAUUGAGUCCGUGAUGGAUAAGAAGAGUGACCAUGAACCGAGCCACAUCACGUUUCUGCGCUCUGUGUACAGUUUGCGGGACUGGCCCAUGGGGGCGCUGCCACACGGAGACCACAGCGUCUGGUACUACAAGCACUUCAGGAAAGGCCAAGUGAUGUGUCCAGACAGUAGCGAGUCCGAGUGGGUCUACGUCAUCAAGUCGGGUAAAUGUAAGGUUCUGAAGAAGACCUUACUGAACAGGGGCACAAGACAGUCCAGCCUCUGGGCGGGCUCCUCUCGCCCCCUACCUUCUAUCCCCAGUACUGCAGCGAGGAACGCGCUCAGGAAUCACGAAGGUCCGCUGUAUCGCCGUCCGUCCACGGUGCCUCAUCACUGCCAAGCCUCAUCACAUCUCACGCCGCCCAAAACCGCUCCGCCCAAAACCGCCCCGACUGACUGCAGGGCGUUUGUGACCGAGAUGGGUCGCGCCACUGCUGGCCGGAGGGGGUGGCAGCACCGGAUCCGGCAGUCGUAUCACAAAGGGCAGGCGUCAACUCCAGGGAUCACUGUUACUGAUGAGGCGGUCCAUUCCCAUAGAAACCUGAUCCAGGAGGAGACUGAUCGUUUCCAUAGCAACAGGAGGAGGAGCCAGGAGGAGGAGGAGGAGGACCAUGAUGCUUUGUUCCUCCACAUCCAGACCCUGGGAGAGAAGGACAUCUUCGGCCUGACCAGCAUCAUGCAUGAGGAGACGUCAGGCUUCAGCCUCGUGUCUGACGGCUGUGAGUGUGUCGUCAUCGCCAAGGCGUUCUUCCGCGAUCACGUGACAGAGGAGCUCAAAAGGAGGCUCAGAAUAACACUUCGUCCGCCCCCCACAGAUGACGACAUCAUGCGAGUUCUACACGAGCAGCAUGCAUGGGAGCGGUACAAGGCAGACUGCAGUGCCAUCGCUGCACGACAGGUGUCCCCACUGAGACUUGUGACACGACCACAAUCAACAUAGCUUUGAAAAUACAUUAUUUUUCAACAAAAACAAACUCAAAAUCAAUACU